CUGGGCCUGAAUCAAUCGUCCAUUGGCCACAACGAGGUCCUCGAAUAACCGUGUUGAGGGCAACGCAAUGUAAAUGCGUGCGAGCAUGCCGAAGGGCAUCAGCUUGAGCUUCAUCAGCAACUUCUACCACAUUAUUCAAAAUGAGGUCAUGAGGAAGAUUGAUGUACAUUGUGGAGGAGGAGAAGGAGAACGAGGGGAAGAAGAGAACGAGGGGAAGAAGGAGAAGAACGAGGAGAAGAAGGAGAAGAAGGCGAUGGAGAGGGAGAAGGAGAACGAGGAGAAGAAGAAGAACGAGGAGAAGAAGGAGAAAAAGGUGACGGAGAAGGAGAAGGAGAAGAACAAGGAGAGGGAGGGCGAGCAAGAGGAAGAGCAUAUGGAGGAGGAGGAGGAGGAGGAGGAAGAAGAGGAGGAGAAUAUGAAGACGAAGAUGGCAACGGAGAAGAAGAACACAACGAAACCGACUUGUGGGUAAGGUUAAGUGUGGUUGAGAAGAUGCAUAAAGAAGAAGCAUAUACAUUUCUCAGUAAUAAAUGUGUUGGAGAAGG
Molecule: messenger RNA, 545 nt
Organism: Chara braunii
Lineage: Eukaryota; Viridiplantae; Streptophyta; Charophyceae; Charales; Characeae
Source: the annotation of a GenBank genome assembly